This is a messenger RNA of Trichoderma breve, 1899 nucleotides long. RefSeq lists its product as uncharacterized. NCBI's taxonomy places the organism in Eukaryota, Fungi, Ascomycota, Sordariomycetes, Hypocreales, Hypocreaceae. The record is from RefSeq and is a predicted model, not a curated record. The coding region runs from base 1 to 1899 and encodes 632 amino acids. The transcript is spliced from 9 exons.
AUGCCUCAGUCCUAUCAGACCCAAGCGGCCACUGAUGGAGAAAAGAAUCAAGAGCCCACGAUUGUCAUAGGCAUAGACUUUGGUACAACCUAUUCAGGCGUGGCCUGGACUACCUCAAGCCGACCCGGCCACAUCAAUAUAAUAACGAACUGGGAUGCCGUCAAGAAUUACUGUAGUGACAAAGAAAAGGUCCCGAGCGUCAUCCAUUACGACGAUAAAGGCGAGAUUUCUUGGGGUUACACUGUUCCGGAGAAAGCAUCUUCAUUCAAGUUCGAGUGGUUCAAGCUUUGUCUCUUGGACGAGGGCGACAUUCCCAAAGAUCUUCGCAAUGCAGCACAGAUUCAAGCUGCUCAAAAGUCUUUGAGGGACUCGAACAAACACGUCGAAGAUGUUAUCAGCGACUAUCUACGGGAGCUAUGGACACAUAGCAUCACGAACAUUAGGAGAGCCGUUGGUGGACAGUUGGUGGACAUUUCCAAGUUCAAGGUUGUUGUCACCAUUCCUGCUAUCUGGCCAAGCUAUGCUCAGGCUAGCAUGGUCCGGGCUAUAAAGAAGGCCGGCAUUCUGGAGUCUCGAAUUCCUGGCGAUACAGUCUUGAAGUUCAUUACGGAACCAGAAGCAGCUGCUUUGGCCACGAUAAACGACAUGUGCACGUAUAAUAGCCGGCCGAAUAUGGAGGUUGGAGACCACUUUAUUGUUUGCGACGCUGGUGGAGGUACUGUAGAUGUCAUCACUUACACCGUCAUCCAAACUGAUCCAAUUCGAGUCGAAGAAAGCGUCAAGGGAGACGGAAAGCUUUGCGGCGCUACCUUCUUGGAUGACUUGUUUCUAACGGCCCUUCGAAACAAAAUCAACAAAAUCUCUCCAAAUGCUUUCAAAGUACUUGAAGAAAGUGGAGGGUUGAACCGCAUUAUACAUAACGAUUGGGAGAAUGGCAUCAAACCUCAGUUUCGCAACACUAAUCAACACUGGUUGGUUCAGAUGCCGAGCAGCGGGUCGAACAGGAAAAGAACUCAUGAUCAAUUCCGCUUCUCAGAUAUCAAGUUUAAGGCCAAAGAUGUCCAGGGGAUCUUCACGCCAAUAGUGGCUGAAAUAGAGACCUUGAUAACUAUCCAAGCAUCAACUGUCAAGAUAAAGUACAAAAAGGAGCCCAAGUUCCUCGUCCUGGUCGGUGGAUUUGGCAGGCAGCUGUUUCUUUACACUCGGCUUCAAGACCUACUGAACCGAAAGAAGGGUCAAAAAGAGAAGACCGAAAUACUACAAGGCUUAGGCGCAGAACCUUGGACAGCAGUCUGUCGUGGGGCUGUAAUAAAGGGGCUCGAGCAGUCCGAGGAUACGACCGCGGCCACAGUAAGCUCCAGAAUAGCAAGGAUGAGUUACGGCAUGAUUUAUGAUGCUAUACUAUGGGAAGCGAACAAGCAUGAUCCACGGGAUAAACAAUGGAGUAACGUCCAUCGGCAAAAUCUAGCUAAGGGCCAAACAUCUUGGUUUUUACGCAUUGAUGAUAUUAUUUCUGUUGAUGAGCCAGUCGUUAAACAAUUUUGUCAUGACCUUACGGAACCGACCGAAAGUCUUACGAUCAGAUUCAUCUACUCAACCGCAACUACUCCAUCAAAGAGAUGCGAUGAGACAGUCAAGCAACUCUGCGAAUUGUACUGUUCAAGUGUCCCUGAUUUCUAUACCCUGCCUACUUGGAUCAAUCGUAUAGGAAAAGUCAUUAGGCGGGUUAGCUUUGAUGUCAAGAUGAUAUCAAACGGAGUAACUCUAGAUUUUGAGAUUAUUUACAACGGCCAAGUCAUGGCGUCAAAAAACUUCGGUAUCGACUAUACCGGCUGUGGUUCUACUGUGAACCAAUCACGGGAAGACUAUAAAUCGGAGGAAGACUCUGAAGACGAUUGA